Lethenteron reissneri (Far Eastern brook lamprey) is the source of this 8001-nucleotide messenger RNA. RefSeq names its product roundabout homolog 1-like. Gene Ontology annotation, biological process: axon guidance; homophilic cell-cell adhesion; dendrite self-avoidance. NCBI's taxonomy places the organism in Eukaryota, Metazoa, Chordata, Hyperoartia, Petromyzontiformes, Petromyzontidae. The record is from RefSeq and is a predicted model, not a curated record. Gene Ontology annotation, molecular function: cell-cell adhesion mediator activity. Gene Ontology annotation, cellular component: plasma membrane; axon.
AGGGAGGGAGGAGCUGAGAGUGCGAGGCGCGUGGUGAGUGUGUGGGGGAGCGGGAGUCCCCUCGCGUGUUGGGCGCGCUCGCUGCUCUCUGCGCAACGUGCGCUCAUCACCAACAACCACCACCAACAACAACAGCAGCAGCAGCAGCAACAACAUCAUCAUCAACAACACCGGCCUCAUCAUCGUUUGUCGCAAGACGCAGUGGAACGGACGCGAACUCGCUUCGGAACGGACGCGACUUCCCCCGACUUGACUCGAACCGCUCCGACCCGACGCGACCCAAAGCCGGCGAACGCAUUUGCGCUCUCGCCUCUCAUCCGUCGGCCGCGCGUGUCCGUGGAACUGGGUGGCUGGCAGCUUGGUGUUGGUGGACUUUGGCGACGGUCCAGCGUUGAAAGCUACGACAGCGAUAAGCAGCAGCGACGAGCAGCAGCUGUAGUUUAAAGCGCAAGUCUUGCGUAAGUUGCGCGCUCACAAACCCUCCCGAGCGAAGUGCGUGAAGUCGUGCGCAACGCGUGCCGAUUUGAGUUUGUUGCGUGAAACACGGUACGCGUUAACUGGAAUGCAGUAUUUAUUUUAACGUACGGACGUUCCCUUCUUCUUGACUCUUUUAAAGAAAAUAGGAGCCGAUCGGAAUAGGAAGUUAAAAAGAAAGCAAAGCUGCGGCUUCAUUCGAAUGCGUUAAGCCCAUUCAUUCGCGUGGAGGGACUCGACACGGGGUGUCCAUGCGACCAUCGGUGCUUCAGUGUGUAUCCCGAUAAUUAUUAUUGCCAUUAUUUAAUUUAACUUUUACAAUCGUCGCAAAGAGAAGACGGCAUCGUCCAUACCCUUCGCCCUCCUGCCAUCCGCUCUCCUCUCGGCUGGGAAAGGUUUCGACUAGCGGCCGCCGUGUGUCUUCGGGAGGAGGAGGAGGGAGAUCCGAGUGAUUGAGUGAGCGGGGGAGGAAGGGUUGAAGUUCCGUUUCAUCGAAGGAGAGGUGGGAGGGGGGAGGAACUGCAGCAUCCUGGUGUGUGUCUCCCCCCGACUCAAGCAAAACAACAAACAACUCCUUAAAGUGAAGACGACUCAAGCAAGCGCGACGCCACAUCGCGCGACAACGCGAAUGGGUCCCGGAAUCUUCGAGACGAAUUGACAUUCUUCGAAGGAGCGAGCGCUUGAGGAAAGCCUGUGGGCAGGACGAUAGACGUUUACACAAGUGGACCCCUCGACGAGGACACGUCGAGCCUUGAGCUAAAGGGAACUUUUUUUUACGGAGGAGCCACUUCUUGUCGACGAUGAGAACGAGACACCUCCAUGCGUGAACCUUGCCUGAGAGAAACAUUUGAGGAUGAAAUCCUUUUGAAGAGGAGCAGGGAAGACAUCUGAGCGAGGAAGAGCAGCGGAAGGAUAAGAGGAGGAUCUUCGUGCGAGUGGUGCCUUGACCAAAGCGUAGACCCUGUCGUGACCACCAAUCGUCAUCAUCGCCACCACCAUCACCACCUCCCCUGGAGCUGUCGAGCAGAAGUUGUGGUGGGUUAGAGUCGAACCCCCAUUGAGGGGACCCGCGUAAAUCGAUGCGGCAAGUUCUCACGUCGAAGGACUUAGAACCGCGAAAGAAAAUAAUUAAGACUUAAGCUCAUGAACCUUUCAACCACAUAAAUGCGAGUAUCGUAGCAUCACUAAUCUCCAAUUUUUUGAGCGACGGACGGACUGGGUGUGGACAAUGGGAGGCCGCUUGCAUCUCAUCGUCUGUCUGCUCGGUGGCAUCGUCCCGCACGCCCUGGGGUCACGACCCCGGCAGGAGGACGCUCUCCCGCGCAUCACGGAGCACCCGUCGGAUCUGAUCGUGCUGCGCGGCGAGCCGGCCACUCUCAACUGCAAGGCGGAGGGGCGCCCGGCACCCACCGUCGAGUGGUACAAGGAUGGCGAGCGCGUGGAAAUCGGCAAGGAUGACCACCGCACGCUGCUGCACACCGGCUCGCUCUUCUUCCUGCGAGUGCAGCACACGCGGCGCACCAAGACGGACGAGGGCAGCUACGUGUGCGUCGCGCGCAACUACCUGGGCGAGGCCGUGAGCCGCAACGCGUCGCUCCACAUUGCAAUGCUACGCGACGACUUCCGGCAGCAGCCGGCCGACGUGGUGGCGGCGGCGGGGGAGGCGGCCAUGCUGGAGUGCGUGCCGCCACGCGGCCACCCCGAGCCGACCGUCUCGUGGAAGAAGGACGGCGUGAUUCUACGCGGUGGAAACGACGCCGUCAGGAUAAAUGGCGGGCGUCUGAGCAUCUCCGAGGUGCGGAGGAGCGAUGGAGGGGAGUACGUGUGCGUGGCCACAAACUCGGUUGGCGUGCGGGAGAGUAAACCAGCGCAGCUCUUCGUCAAGGAGAGGCCGACAUUUGUGAGGAAGCCCCUGAACCAGUUGGUGGCGGCGAACGGCAGCGUGGAGUUCAACUGCGAGGCCCAGGGCGACCCGCGGCCGGACGUGAGCUGGACCAAGCUCCGCGGGGAGCUGCCACGUGACAGGCAUGAGGUGAAGGCUGACAACACGCUACGCAUCUGGCUGGCGCGGCCAUCCGAUGCCGGGACGUACACGUGCGUGGCCUCGAGCCAGCUCGGCAGGGCCGAGGUGUCUGCCUCUCUCAACGUUCACGUGGGCCCCUACGCAUCCCCCCAGUUGGUGGUGCAGCCACGCGACCAGGUGGUGGAGGAGGGACAGACGGCCACAUUCCACUGCCUGGCUGCUGGGAACCCACCUCCCUCUGUGUUCUGGCAGCGAGAAGGCACGCAGAAUCUGCUCUUCCCGAAUCAGCCGCUGCAGUCCUCCAACCGCCUGUGGGUGAGCCCCAGCGGCGACCUCGCCGUGUCGGACGUGCGGCCGUCGGACGUCGGCUACUACAUCUGCCACUCGCUCAGCGUGGCCGGGAGCGUCGUGGCCAAGGCCUACCUCGACGUCACCGAUGUCACGCUGGAGAACCUUCCACCCAUCGCCCGUCAGGUGGCAGUCAACCAGACGGUGCCAGUGGCGCGCUCCGUGGUGCUGCCCUGUCAGGCGGUGGGUGGCAGCGGCGGCGGCGCCACCACUCCCACCGUCGUUUACUGGCUCAAGGGUGGCACCAGGAUCCCGUCGCAGGACGGUCGCAUGUCCUGGCAGGAAGGCCGAGGGCUGCAGAUAAGCUACACGCGGGUGGAGGACACUGGGAUUUACACCUGCGUCAUUUCAAAUGCAAAUGGAGAGACUUCCUGGAACACCUUCUUGGAGGUCAAAGAGGGCAAGCGGUACACGGAGAUGAACGCGGCGCUGGCCCCGCGCGGCCCCUCGCGUCCCGAGAUUGUGGAGGUGAGCCGCAACACCGUGACGUUGUCGUGGAAACGGGAUACGCUGCAGCCAGCCACGUCCUACAUCAUCGAGGCUUUCAGCCGCUCGCUGGGGAAGGGCUGGAAGAUCGUGGCGGAAGGCGUCCGCUCGGAGACUUUCACCGUGCGCAGCUUGCGCCAGGGCGCCAUCUUUGUGUUCCUGGUUCGAGCUGUAAAUCUGCAUGGCGCCAGCGAGCCGAGCGCCGUCUCGGAGCCCGUGCGCACAGAAGACCCAUCACCGGCGGAGCCCGGCCUGGACUCGGCGCUGAUCCAGAAGGAGCUGGGACGCAUUUCCAUUCACCUGCAGGACCCCGUCACCCUCAGCUCCACUGCCCUACGCCUGCACUGGACGGUGAUGCAGCGGCCGCUCUACCUGCAAGGCUUCCGCGUGCUCUACCGCCCGCUGUCGUCGAGCCGCUCGGCGUCGGGAAACUGGUCGGUGCUGGAGGUGCGCUCACCGCUGGAGCACGGUGCCGUGCUCAGCCGCCUGCGCAAGGGCUUCUCGUACGAGGCCAAAGUCAGGGCCUUUUUCAACGGCUUCCAGGGCCCCGACAGCGAGGCGCGACGCGGCUCCACGUUCGAGGAAGCUCCGAACGCGUCGCCGCAACACGUAGAGGUGAAGCGGUGCGAGGAGCCGGGUUGCGACAGCAUCACCGUCACCUGGCAGCCACCGCAGGAGGAGCUGCAAAACGGAGUGAUUCUAGAGUACAAGCUGUGGUGCAUGGGUAACAGCAGCGAGCUGCACAUAAACCGCACGGUGGAGGCGUCGUCCCGCUCGGCAGUGCUGCGCCCGGUCGUCUCGGGGGUCAUGUACCGCAUCACCGUCGCCGCCGUCAACUCGGCCGGCACGGGGCUGCGCUCGCCGCUCACCGUCCUCGCCCCGGUGGCGAGCAGCAGCAGCAGCAGCCAGUUCGACACCUUCGUCAAGACACCGGUCUUCAUCGCCGUGGUGGUGUUUCUCGUCCUGCUUGUCGCGAUCGUCAUCGCCAUCGUCGUCUACUGCUGCUGUUGCCGCAAGCGCAGCAGCCCCGAUCCGUACCAGGGCGCCACCAAAGAUCCUUCCUUCACAUUCACUCCAACAGUCACCUUUAACCCCAAGGACGACACCAGCAUGAUGAGCAAUGCGAGUUACCCGCCUUUCGGAGGUCCCGGGCAGACGUGGACGGAACCGUGGCAGAACGCCGCACUAAAUCAGAACUCGCCUAGCCAGGCAAUCCCGGACUACUGCAGGCCAGCCGACCAUCUGAGUCCGUUCCGGAACCAGCUGGAGCAGAAGGAGACGAACCUGCACCGACCUCGCACCCCGGAGACACCCGUGUAUCGCGAGGUGGAGCCAGCCCACCAGCUGAGCGGCACCCAGAACUUCCCGGGGCCCAGAAUCAAAGAGUGCCAGGUCCUGGGCAAGACGUCGGCGUAUGCGGCCUCCCCGCCGGCGCAGGCGGCGCUGUGCAACAACAUGAGCAGCACGGCGCGCGUCACGGACAAGCGCACGCACAAGCAGCCCUUCUUGCCACGCGCGGACGGCUUGCCUGGCACCAAGAACCACAUGAUCGAAGUCACCAAGCUCAACAACGAACUCGCGAUGACGGACGGCCGGGGGGAGGCGGUCGCCCACCACAGCACCCCUGAGCAGAGCACCAUGGGCUCCCACGCCAGCUCCGAGCGCAGCAGCUCAUCAGCGCACUCGGGGAAGAGGAAGAACGCGCGGACACCCAAGACGGGGAGGCAGGCGGUGCCGGGAGUUGCCGAGCCUCUCCCGCCCCCGCCCGCUCUCCCGCCGGCUGAGCUGGGCAGCGCGGGGCGAGCGGCUCAGGCAGAGCACGAGCGAGUGGACGAAGGUAGCGGGUACCCGCCCGAGCGGGUGUACGAAUACCUGCAGCAGAACGAGGAGGAGCACGAUGAGGAUGACGAGGAGGCGGACGAAGAGGACGACUUGGUGGUUGAUGAGGGGAAGGCGCGUGGGCCCCAGCAGUACGCGCACGCGUCGUACAGCCUGCAGUCGACGGCCCCGUGCUCGCCUGCCAGCCCCGAGGAGCGCAGGCCCAUGAUCCAGGCGCACAGCCACGAGCCGCCCGGCAGAAGAAAGAGGGCGGCGCUAGAGAGGGCCGCGCGGCACUACCCAGGACGCCCACUGCUCUCCGCAAGGUCCCCUUCACCGCCAUGCCUGUAUGGAUACAUCACGGGCCCGAUGCCCUCCGAUCUGGAAACGGAACCGGCGGAAGAGGAGGAAGAGGAGGAGGAGGAGGCGGCCGUGGCAGUGGUGUCGGCAGGGACCGUAAGCGUGUACCCCAAGGCGGGCACCGUUGGGGCCGCCCGAUUUGAUGCCAAAAAGCUGCUGCUGAGCCUGGAACACACGUCGGUGUCCAGCCUGGGCGACCCCGAGAGCUCCCUGGCGGGGUCCAUGCUCAACGGCUGGGGCUCCGCGUCUGAGGGCGACGGCGACGAUGAAGACGGCGGCGGCUCGAGUGAUGGCGGCGGGGUCGGCGGGGCCGGCGGGGCGGGCGGCGCGGGCACCGGCGGGGCCUCCAGCGACGGAGGCUCGAGCGAGAGCUCGUUCCGCGUGGACGCUGACUUCGCCGACGCGAUUGCGGCCGCCGCGGAGAGCGCGGGACUCAAGCUGCACCACCAGCAUGCCGCGGCGCAGGCCGCGCAGGCGGCCGCGAUGGGCGUUGUGCAGCCCGGAGCUGGCGUGCAGCAGCAGCAGCAGCAGCAGGUUGCGUCCUAUACGGAAGAUUUUGCGCUGUACAGCCGCCCGCACUUCCCGGCGACAGGGAGCCGAGCGCUGCCCGGAGCCGGAGCCGCGAGCUUGGGCCCCGAGCGGAGGUCAGGUGACCCCACGGGGACCGUCAGCGCCGGCAUCAAGUGUUAGGCCCCACACCUUGGCCGGUGGUGGAGCUGAUGGAGUAAAGCACAAGUUGGGCCACGGUGUUAACCCACCGUCCCUCCGUCGCGGUACGGCGGGCCCUCACGCCUGGGCCUAACCCCCCGCCCCCUCGCCCCCCCCCGCCCCCCAACCACCACCGCCGCCGCGUCUCACUCUGCCGGAGCGCAGUCUCUGGAAAUGAUCGCCAUACGGAGAGAAAGAGAGGUUGUUGGAGCAACAUCCCGCGCUGUGUAAAUUUGACUGUAAUUUACUAUUAUAACUCUCGGUGUUGUUUUAAUACGAAGAAUAGUCACCCGUUCCCUUAUGUCCCACUCGUUUUUGUUCUUGAAAUUACAGUACUUUUGUAGUGUUUUUUCGAUUAAAGUUGGUUUCUUUCAAACAAGUCUGAAAGCUCUGCAGACUAGAAAAUGCACUGUGAAAUAAAAUUGGUUUAAAAGCACAAAGACUAACAAGUAAUGUUUAUUGUAUCUUUGAUAUUGACUUUUGCUACUUAAUCUUUGAAAACUAUUGAAUGAUUUGUUUUUGUUUCUUCUGGGAGAUGACGAGGGAUAUGUUGGGAAGAUCCCUUUGUCUGAGAGGCAGUUGAGUUUUAAACGAUGGUUACUAGACUGCUGAUAAGUUGGUUUUAAGAAGCACACAACACAAAGAGUGUUCUAAUAUUUUUACUGUUAUUUUAAAUAUAUAAUUUGUUUUGAAGCUGCGUUUGUUGCCUGCUACGAAGGAUGUACGUCUCCUAGUGGUGCCGCUGUUUAGAUUGCUCAUAUUUCAUGUUUUACUUUGUCUCUUUAUUAAACAGACGUACUUAUGCCUAGACUGUGGUUUGAAUGAUUUAUGUAGGACCAAUGUUAAUGAACGUUAUUGAUUAGUUUGAACUUUUUUUUUGCUCUUUUAUUUUAAUGUUAUUUUCCGUGUGUAAAUGUUCAGUAUAAAGCACAAGAUGAUACGUCCUCUACCUGUUUUGUAUAGGUUGUGGCAAAAGCUUGAUGGUUGGUAUUACUGGUAAUGUCGAUGCUAAUCCAUUUAUAGGUUUAAAACAUUACAAAGCUUCCAGUGCACUCUGUUACACCCUUAACUUGACUACAGAGGACCCCAUGGUUUCGCAAAAUGAAAACCAAUCACCUUUUGGCAGUUUUUUCCAAAUUUGUUCGUAACAUGGACGUUGGCUUUUCCAAAAGCAUGGGGGGAGGGAGGGGGUGCAAGGGGCCAUAUAGUCAUUGUUAUGGUGGAACCGAGGAUUAUACAUUGUGUACAUCACGCUAAGGCUAAUAAUUUCUAAACCACUCAAAUAUUACCUCGUGACUGCUCAUGUAACGUGUCUGACGUUCAAUAAAACACAAACACGCACGCACGCACACACGCACACAGACGCGCACGCGUUGAAAAAUGAUCGUCGUAACAAAAAAAUUACAAUUUAAAAAGCUGCAAUCGUUAAAUGGUCUGUUAUAAAAAUGCAAACACGUCGCUGUGCAGGUGUCAUUUAAGCUUCGGUGAAUGCGUACGGUAAAGUCUUGGUGACUCUGGCUGCCAUCCCAUCCCCGAGUCUGGCUUGUACCCCCCCCCCCCGGAGGAGCGAGUCUGCCCCUCUCCGUGUUCGUGCAUCAGCUGCCGCCGCUACCCCCCCCCCCCUCUCCACCCCGGUGUCUGAACCUUCCUCGUUUUUAUUUAUGAAACCGGCACGAUCUUAGAAAACACACUGCAAUCUCGCAUAUUCUUUCUCCUUGAAAAAAAAAAUGUUCUCUUUUCAUACUAAAAAACAAACAAUUAAUAAUAAAUGUCUGUGGAGAGUG